Messenger RNA from Penicillium manginii, 1518 nucleotides. Its product is annotated as MFS transporter. The coding region runs from base 1 to 1518 and encodes 505 amino acids. Gene Ontology annotation, molecular function: transmembrane transporter activity. The record is from RefSeq and is a predicted model, not a curated record. Gene Ontology annotation, biological process: transmembrane transport. The transcript is spliced from 5 exons. Gene Ontology annotation, cellular component: membrane. NCBI's taxonomy places the organism in Eukaryota, Fungi, Ascomycota, Eurotiomycetes, Eurotiales, Aspergillaceae.
AUGACACAAGAAAGAGCCGAAGACUCAAAAGAGGACUUCGACGCCAAGCACCUCGAAUCUCUUGCCUACACAGGAUUCUCAGAAGAAGAGGCUGCAGUUCUUCGUGAAUACGGCGGCAUCAAAGGAAAAAAAGUGAUUCGAAAGGUUGACGCACAUCUGCUCCCUGUUCUGGCAUUUCUUUAUCUGUGCUCCCAUGUCGAUCGAAACAAUCUGGGUAAUGCGAAGAUUGAGGGGAUGAAUACGGACCUGGGGUUGGUAGGGCAUCAAUAUAAUAUUGCGAGUACUCUUUUCUUCGUCCCAUACAUUAUUUUCGAAAUUCCUUCCAAUGUGAUGCUGAAGAAAACCGACCCGAGUUAUUGGUUAGCCUCGCAGGUCGUCACCUGGGGUAUUGUCAUGACCUGCAUGGGUGCGGUCCAAGGAUUUGCGAGUUUGACAGUGUGUCGAGUUCUGUUGGGUGUUUUUGAGGCAGGAUUCUUCCCCGGCGCAGUUUAUCUGGUCACACAAUGGUAUCCUCCCAAUGUGAUUCAACAACGUUUAGCCCUCCUCUACACUGCUUCAGCUAUUUCUGGAGCUUUUAGCGGUCUCCUCGCAUACGCAAUUUCCAACAUGGACGGUCUGAGUGGUGUGGCUGGGUGGAGAUGGAUCUUUAUACUGGAAGGAAUUGUCCCGACAAUAUUUGGCUUGCUACUGCCAUUGAUUCUCCCAUGCUCCCCGGAGAAGGUAGGAUGGCUCAGUGAAGAGGAGAAACUUUUCAUAGACCUGCGGUUUCGACAGGCUGGUCAUCGCUCUGUUACAGGAGAAGGAGACAAAUUUUCUUGGUCUCUUCUUCUGAAAACGAUGGGUGAUUGGAAAAUUCUUUUGGCUGUCCUGAUGGCCAUGGUCAAUGCGGCCCCCAAUGCGGCAUUCUCUUACACCAUGCCUACAAUCAUCAAUAAACUAGGCUUCCAAGCAUCACAGGCUCAGCUACUAACUAUUCCACCAUAUUUUUGCGGUGCUGUUUCAAGUUGGCUCUCUGGACGUCUCGCCGAUCGCUUUGCUUGGCGAUUUCCAUUCAUAGUCAUGCCAAUGGUUUUGAUGCUAAUUGCCUUCGUGCUUCUUUUCAUAUUGUCGGCCAAUGUCGAGGAGUACAAAGGACCCAUGUACUUUGCUGUUGUUCUUGCACAGAUCGGUAUAUACCCCUUGCUUCCUGGGAUAUCAAGUUGGACUACGAAUAACCUGCCCCAAUCAUGGAAACGUUCGAUUGGAAUUGCGUGGCUUUUGGCCGCAGCAAAUACUGCUAGCUUCAUUGGGACAAACGUAUUCCUGGAAGAUCAAGCGCCACACUAUACAAUUGGGUAUGGAGUGUGUCUUGGUAUCAUCUGCAUGGGUAUAGCUGCCGCCUGUGCUCUUGAAUAUAAUCUCCGGCGAUUGAACAAGACCAAGAACAGCAUGGAUGAAAAUGAGGCUAGGGAACUGUAUAGCCCGGAGCAGCUGGUGGCUAUGGGAGAGAACAGUCCUCUGUACAGAUACACACUGUAA